Messenger RNA from Volvox carteri f. nagariensis, 2577 nucleotides. RefSeq lists its product as uncharacterized. The record is from RefSeq and is a predicted model, not a curated record. The transcript has 5 exons. Lineage: Eukaryota; Viridiplantae; Chlorophyta; Chlorophyceae; Chlamydomonadales; Volvocaceae. Bases 1 to 2577 code for a protein of 858 amino acids.
AUGAUACCGCCGGAACCGUCACCAUCAUCGCAGUCGCAAGAACAACCAUCUCUGCUUUCGGUUUUAAAGGCGCUUCCAGCAGAUUGCGUCCGGAAUAACCUUGUUUCAGCUUUCGGAAGGCUCAGAGAUAUAGAUAGCAGCCGGUCACGCCCACCCAUUGGUGCCCAUCAAUGGCUGCCGGGUCAAUGGACACCUGUCCUCUACGGUCUCUCCCAUGGAUGGCGCACCUACGCACGUUGCGUCCUCACUCGGAGUCUCACCGUCGACCUAGCCAUCGCAGUCUCGCUCCAACGCACACAAAACCCAUCUGAAUCCCUCGAGGCCUUCCUCAGCGGCUUCCCCAGCCUCCAACAUCUCACCGUUCUCGCCGGCAAUGGUGGCGCACCCGUUGACGAUUCCGUCAGGCCGCCGCCCACUGCAUCUGGCUAUGGCAAUGGCAGCAGCACGUUGCUCGCCAUGGCAGAGGCGGUCAACGUGGCCCUCGCCACGCAGCAGCUCCUCCAUCUUAGUCGCUCCGAAACCACCGCAGCAAACCCAGAUCAGGGGAUGGCCCGACUGACUUCCCUGGAGCUGCGGCUCCACCCUGCUGUCUGGCGGGCGCUGCGCGGCUUUGACCCAGAUGAGUUUUUGGCUCGUUUGGUGGCGGCGCACCCCUCCCUGGAGAGCCUGACGGUUAACGUAGCUGCACCGCCGAUGCCGCCGCCGUCACUGGCGGUGUCGCCGGCACCGGUGGAGGCGGAGGCAGGGAGCAUGGGCCACGACGCCGGGCCGUUGGCAGUGGUGGGCGUUGGCGCGCUGGCGACAUUACCGGGGCUGACGCGGCUGCGUUUUGUGGGCCCUAUAGCGUUGGAGGGCUUGGCAGCGUUGGUACAUCUGCAGGCGCUGUCCAUAGAGGGCGUAAUCCCCACGGCUCAUGACGCCCUGCCGGCCCUUACCGCACUGACCUGCCUGCGGCUUUCGGACAGCCACCUGCGGCCCCUCCCAUCCAAUCCACCGCAAACAGCCCGCACGCCGGGCCCGGCUGCCGUCGUACUGUCGCCGUACAUGAACCUCAGCCGUAUGUUUCGCUCUCUGCGCGCACUGCACCUACCCCAAGUCGCCGUGGGUCCCUCGGAGUGGCAUCUGUUGGCGGCGCUGUGUCCCACACUUUGCGAACUUGAGCUCGCGAACUUGACACCACGGAUUGCCGGCGGCGGCGCUGCAGCUGCGGCGGCCGUGGCGGCCGUGCCGCGGCUAACGUCCGCCGCCGCCGCGGCGGCGGCAGCCGCCGCGGGAGCCACGCCUGUUCCGGAUUGGUUCCUCCGCGCCACUGUCGGCGAUGAAGUGGCAUACAGCACCGGUACCGGCAUUACGACGUCGGUCGGGAGCGGAAGCGGCGGCGUCACGAAAUGGCAGCGGAGCGGCAGCAGCUUGCCGACGGCCGGCAGCGCACCGCGGCCCGGUCUCGGUGGCAGUAGCGGUGAACAUGGCAGCAGGAUUUCCCCUAAGGGCUCUGGCAUCGGCGCCGCCAGCCGCUGCCCCUUUGCAGCUUUGACGGUCAGUGGCGGCAGCGGCGGCGCCGCCAAUGCCGCCAAGCGCAUGGAGGACUGCAGUAACGGCAGCGGCUGUAGCUCCGCCCCGCUGAUCGGUGUACGGCAGUUGACUCUGUGGGAGUACAUGGCGCCGUUGCAGUUGGUUGAUGUGUUGCAACUGAUACCGGAUUUGCGGGAACUGCGGGGAUCCCUUCUGCUAGACGAUCCCCCGGACGUCCCCGCCGCCGGCCUACGUCCCGCCGCCGUCGCGGCGCUGCGGCCCCUAGCAGCCGCCCUCCGAACCAUCCACGAUGUUCGUCUGUCUGUCAGCUGUGACCCGGCAGCCGUUACGGGGCAACUGGCCGGGCUGUUCCUGAUGGAAAGCGGGUUGGCUGACGUGGCAGGUAUCCAGGGGCUGUCGUUAACAGUUUGGGUGGCGGCGGAGAAGCAGUUGGGUUCGUUGGCGGCGUUGCUACAGCUACGGAGUUUGGAGCUCACGUUGGGGAAACAGGAGCAGGAGUCGGAGCUUUCUGUGCUUACUCGCCUGGAGCGUCUCUCCUACCUGUCCCUUCAAAUCGUACCUGGGAUCUGGAAUGAGAUUCAGGGCCGUACAGGCCGCGUCACUGCCGGCGCGGCGCUCCGCCUGGCCAUGUCCUUUGCCGCUGGCCAAGUCCUGCUUCUGGUGGCUGACGUGCACCGAGAGAUUUGCGAGGACGAGGCAAUCUCACUGCUGAAGUCCGUGGAGAUGACGACAGGUCAGCCAGGGGCAGCUUGGGCGGUGUCGGCGUGGGUGGAGGACACGGCAGAAUGCAUUAUGGGGUUAGGGCCCAGUGCCGGCGCCUCGGGAACACUGGGGGGUGGGGGAGGAGGGGCUGCAGGAGGAGGGGGAGGAGGAGGUGACGGGGUGGGUGUUUUGCGUGUCGUGUGGACGCCGGAGCUGGUUCGUCGUUUGUUGGGAGUUGUAGCGGCGGUAGAGGGCCGCGGCGGCCCUGGGGGGUGCGGGGCUGCGACGGUAAACUUCAUGGGUUCUGAGGAGCAGAGGCUGGGCCGCGUGUUGGGUAGUUGA